UCCAGCCCCACCCGUCCCCUCCCUCUGAACCUGCUCCGGCCGGUCCCGGCCCCGCCCGCUGCCCUUCCUCACCGGGAGGAGGAGGAGGAAGAGCCGCCCGCGGGCUGAGGCUGAAGGGACGCGUGGAGCGCGGGGCUCCGGUUCAGUGGUUCAGGAGGGGACGGGACGGCUCCACUCCCCACCGCCAGCACAGCGGGCUGCUCCAUGUCCAGGAGGCUGCGGAGGAGCAGGAGGGCGGUGCUGGAGAAGCCGUGGCAGAGCCUGGACGAGAGGAGCAGCGCGCAGCCCGACCCGCACCCUGCGCUCACCAGAUCCAGAACAUACAACCCGUCCACCUGCACCGAGACCCCGGAGCCGUCGGGUCGGCCGGGAUCCCCAAACCCGCUCAGUAAGCGCCGCGCUGCCUUCCACAAAGCCUUUGAGGAGGUGGCGGGGCGCGAGGCGCUGCUGGGCUGCUUCUCCUGCGCCUGGCAGCGCGAGGUGCCCUACCACGGCCGCCUCUACGUCUCCUCCGGGCACCUCUGCUUCCACGCCAGCCUGCUGCUCAGGGACAUCAAGGCCAUUGUCCCGGUGGCUUCCAUCUGUGCCCUCAAGAAGACCAACACGGCGCUGCUGGUGCCCAACGCGCUCAGUGUCCGCACGGUGCAGGGGGACAAGUUCCUCUUUGUGUCACUGCGCCGGCGUGAGGCCACGUACCAGCUGCUGAGAGCGCUCUGCAGACACCUGCAGGACAAUGCCUGGAGCCCCCCAGCCUCUCCCCUCAACCACAGCACUGAGCAGAGCCCUAAGAAAUCCCGGACCUCCAGCCACUCAGACCUGGAGCGAUGCACACCAGAACCUGACGGGCUCCUGGAGCUGCAGGAUGAGCCAAACUCAGCAUUGAAUGGAGCAGAGGAGGAUGAGGAAGAGGAGGAGGAGAUGGCAGAGGACACUCCAGUUCUGGGCAGAGCAGGGGGAUCCCACCCAGCCCUGCCAGCACAAAGCGCCGCUCAGCUGCGGGCCUUCAACACCGUCAUCGUGCUCUACCUGCUGCUGAUGCUGGCCCUGCUGCUGACCUCGGGCUACAUCGGGCUGCGCAUCCUGGAGCUGGAGCAGCAGCUGGCGGCGCUGGGGGCUUGGCCAGAGCUCAGCCCGGUGCAGCGGCACAACAAGACGUGAUGGCAGCAGGGACAGGGCUGGUACCGGGACACCAGCCCAUGGGAGCAGUUCUGGGACUCCCCAGAAGGUGGGGGGGGUCCCCAAGUACCUUCCAGCACCCCCAGGAGCCUCCAUGGGCCAUAGGGCUCCAUCCCACCCCCCCGAGCUCAGUGUGUGAGCCCUGAUCUGUGGACAAACCAGACCUGUGGGGGCAGCCAGAGCCCGGCCCCAACCCUGGGGCUGCGUGGGGCAGCCAACACAAGGGGUGCAGGCACGGCAGGGCCCGGUGGGCACGGGGAGACUGAGCUAUUUUAUUAAUAAAGAGCUGCCAUGGUGCUA
Molecule: messenger RNA, 1476 nt
Organism: Coturnix japonica (Japanese quail)
Lineage: Eukaryota; Metazoa; Chordata; Aves; Galliformes; Phasianidae
Source: RefSeq, a predicted model, not a curated record